Molecule: messenger RNA, 963 nt
Organism: Achroia grisella
Lineage: Eukaryota; Metazoa; Arthropoda; Insecta; Lepidoptera; Pyralidae
Product: retinol dehydrogenase 13-like
Exons: 1
Coding region: 1-963 (320 amino acids)
Source: RefSeq, a predicted model, not a curated record
AUGUUGUUCAUAUUAUUAUCUUCAAUUUUAUUUACUAUUACAUUCGCAUUUCUUAUUUUAUUGUAUAAUAAGCUAACAUUAGGCAUUUGUAAAUGCAGUAAGCAUUUAGUUGGCAAAGUGGUUAUAGUGACGGGUGGAAAUGCGGGUAUUGGUUAUGAAACGGCAAAAAAUUUGGCGGAGAGAGGUGCUCGAGUUAUUUUAGCCUGCCGAAAUGAUCAACGCGGUGUCACAGCGCGGGAUAAGAUUAUAUUGGAAACUGGCAACGAAGAUGUACACUACCUAAAUCUAGACCUUGCUUCUUUGAAGUCAGUAAGAAAUUUUGCGGAGAAAAUACUCAAAACUGAGAAGCGUCUUGAUAUACUUGUGAAUAACGCUGGUAUUUAUGGAUCGGAAUUUAAGAAAACAGAAGACGGUUUAAAUCUUUUGAUGCAAGUCAAUUAUUUUGGGCACUUUCUUUUAACCAAUUUAUUAAUUCCUCUUCUCAAGACGUCAGCUCCUAGUCGCAUUAUAAACGUAUCAUCGCUUUUACAUGUCACCUGUUCACUGGAUAUAAACAAUUUGAACUUUGAGAAUGCAACUAAAGAAACAUAUGACGUAAACAAAGUUUACGCAACAUCAAAACUUUGCAAUGUCCUAAUGACUGUGGAACUGGCUCAACAAUUAAAAAACACAGGAGUUACUGCGAAUUCUUUGCAUCCAGGGUUAAUAGACACUGAUAUUAUAACAACCAUUCCAUGGUUAAAUUUGAUUAGGACAUUAAUGAAACCUAUUGUAUAUAAGUCGGCUUGGGAAGGUGCACAAACAACAAUUUACUUGGCUGUCUGCCCUAAAGUAGAAGACGUUAGCGGGUACUACUAUAGCGACUGUCGACAGAAAAACACCUCUGCAUAUUACGAAGCCCAUUAUGCACAGGUUGCUAAUAAAUUAUGGAACAUAUCACAAAAAAUAGUUAAAUUGGAAUAA